AUGGUUCCUUCCGCGCUUCAGAGUCUGCUGGCUCGACCUGCAUCGCGCAGCCAAGUCCGUGACUUUGAUGAUGCAUCGGCGGAGGCUUUUAAGGCCGUCCAGCGCCAGGCGGCAUCGGCAUCGAAACCAUCGCAUCCACCUAGAGUAGGCGCUUCGUACGAAGACGAUGGCCUUAUUUGGAACUGCCCUCUCGCUCCUCAUCCCACCGGCGAGGUGUCAAUGGCCCUCGCGGACGGUAACGUCGUGUGCGAGGACUUCAGCCGGGUGGACGUGGGCGCGUUCGGCACGCUCGUCGGCGUGUUUGACGGCCAUGGCGGCCCGCACGCGGCGCGAUUCGCGGCGGACAGCCUCCUCGGCCACGUGCAUCGCGCGCUUGGAACAGGGCCCUUCCAAGAGGCUGAGGACCGUAGCUGUGAGGCUAGCGGGGGAGGCAGAAGCCUGCAUGAUGGGAACGGAAGCACGCACGGUGGUGGCGGUAUGUGUGGUCGAGAAGGAGGAGAAGGGAACCUUCGAAGGCCGGGUGAUGAUGCAUCAGUGCUUGCGGGAGAUGCCCCUGGGGGAGUUUCCGAAGGGGGACACGGCGCAGCAGCAGUGCAAAGAGAGGCAGCGGGGGAGGAAGCGCCAGCAGCAGCACCAGCAGUGGCUCACGCACCAGGGCUAGCAGCAGAAGUAGAAGUAGCAGGAGCAGCAGGAGCAGCAGGAGCAGCAGGAGCAGCAGGAGCAGCAGGAGCAGGAGGAGGGGAGACAGCACCGUGUGGAGGUGCCUCCCCCAGGCCGAACCCCAUUCCAUCCGCCGGCGAGCGCAUCACGACGGACGAGCAGCGCGCGUGCAACGCAGUCCUAUCCGCGUUCGAGUCGACCGAAUCGGAUCUCCUCGCGAUGGUGCGCGCCGCAUGGCAGCACCGCCCCGAGCUCGCCAACACGGGCUCCUGCGCGCUCGUCGCCUUCUUCCCCGCGCACGGCGCCUCCCUCGUCGUCGCGUCCCUUGGCGACUCACGCGCCGUGCUGGGGAGGAGACGGCCGCUCGUAGGAGGGCUUCUGGAGAGUGCGCAGAGUGCUUUCGGUGGGAUGGGGAUGGGGAUGGGGCUGGGCUGGGGUGCGGAUGCUGGUGGGAGUGGCAGUGGGAGUGGGAGUGGUGGCAAGGGGAAGGGGUGGCGAAGCAAGGGGAGGUUUCUCAGCUGGGGUGGUGGUGCGCAUUCGCAAAGGAGCAGCUCUGGUAGCAGCAGCGGUGGUGGCGGCGGUGGCGGUGGUGGUAGAAGUCGUUUGGUGAGGAUUGAUAGUGGAGCCAGUGACAGCAGUCGUGCCAGCAGCGGCAGCUGGAGCAGCAGCAGUAGAAACGAGAGCAUGAACAGUGACCUGGGUGGUGCUGCUGGUGUUGAUGGUGGUGGUGGUGGUGGUGGGACCAUGGGGUUUCUGAGCAGGUGGAUAGGCGGGGUAACAGCCGUUUCUCUAUCCGAGGAGCACAACGCAAGCCAGGAGAGGGAGAGGCAGCGUCUCCAGCAGUCACACCCCGGCGACCCCACAGUCAUAAUGCACCGCAACGGAGCGUGGCGCGUGAAAGGAAUCAUCCAGGUCACUCGCUCUCUAGGCGACUUCUAUUUAAAACACAAGGAGUUUCAGCAGCCGCCGCUGCCCAGGAGGUUCCGCCUGGACCAUCUGGGGUCCCCGUCGGUCGCCCUGCGGCGGCCGUUGCUGAGGAGUGACCCGAGCGUGGUGCAUGUGCGGGUGGGCGAGGAGGACCGGUUUGUCAUCCUGGCGACAGAUGGCCUGUGGGAGCAUUUGAGCCGCGCCGAGGCUGUCAAGAUGGUCGACUCGCGCCCAAGACAGGGCAUAGCGCACUACCUUGCGCGCACGGCGGUGUCCAGAGCAGCGCGCAAGGCGGGUGUGACAGGAGGAGCACCGGUUGUUGAGGUGAUGGCACGUGGCUCAACAGCUGUGCUCUCCAUCCGUGGUUGCUGGCAGUGA
Molecule: messenger RNA, 1965 nt
Organism: Closterium sp. Naga37s-1
Lineage: Eukaryota; Viridiplantae; Streptophyta; Zygnematophyceae; Desmidiales; Closteriaceae
Source: the annotation of a GenBank genome assembly